Molecule: messenger RNA, 402 nt
Organism: Aureobasidium melanogenum CBS 110374
Lineage: Eukaryota; Fungi; Ascomycota; Dothideomycetes; Dothideales; Saccotheciaceae
Exons: 2
Coding region: 1-402 (133 amino acids)
Source: RefSeq, a predicted model, not a curated record
AUGACUCUUCUAUCAACAUACAUGGACUUCAACGCUCUUCUCACCCUCGAAGCUUUCAUCAUGUUCCUGUUCCUUCUCCCCUUCUACAUCGUGAUCUUCUUCAUGAUUGUCGCCGCCCGCCACGCCCGCAACGAGCGCCGCCUCGCCCACGAGCUGCGCGUCAUGGCCGCCGACGAAGAGGCUCGCUACAACAGAAGCCGCCGCGAAGCCAGAGAGCGCGAGGAGAAGCGCAUCAAGGAAGAAGCUCUGCUUCGCGAGGCCACUCGUCAGGUCUCUCACCACGACAACACCAGCGACAACGACGACGAGGGUGGCCUGCAAAUCUUCCACAAGAACAACCGCCCUGCUCCCUGGAUGGUCGCCUCCGGCGUCUUGCCUAGCCGGGACCGUAAGCGCAGUUAA